AUGAUGUCAUCAUGGUCGCUUCGCCGUUGGGCAGGCCUUUGCACACUCACAGGGCUGAUCGUAUCCACGUCAGCCGCGGGCGUAGCCGACUGGAAGUCAAGGGCGAUCUAUCAAACCAUGACUGACCGUUUCGCUCGCACGGACGGAUCAACAACAGCACCAUGCAACACAACAGCAGGUCUCUUUUGUGGAGGUACAUGGCGCGGUACCAUCGACAAACUCGACUACAUCCAAGGCAUGGGAUUCGACGCCUUGAUGAUCUCCCCAAUCGUCGAAAACGUUGAAGGCCAAGUCGAGUACGGUGAAGCAUACCACGGAUACUGGUCAUCAAAUCUCAACAACAUCAACUCUCAUUUUGGAACCCAUCAAGACUUGCUCGAUCUGGGAGCUGCCCUUCGCGAGAGAGGCAUGUACUUGAUGUUGGAUACUGUCGUCAACAACAUGGCUUCCAUUACGAAUGGAAGUAGUCCUGCCACCCAUAUUGACUAUUCGAAAUUGACCCCCUUCAAUAACGCCGACUACUACCACGACUACUGCAAAAUCACGGACUGGGACAACAUGACUAACGCCCAGAUUUGCCAGACUGGUGACAACAUUGUUGCGCUACCGGAUCUCUACACGGAACACAAAGAGGUUCAAGAUGCUCUGAUCAAGUGGGCCAAGAAGUCAAUUGAUACCUAUUCCAUCGACGGACUGCGUAUUGACGCAGCCAAGCACGUCAACGCGGAAUUCCUCCCGGCCUUUUCCAAGGGCCUUGACAACAUUUUCAUGACCGGUGAAGUCCUUGUGGGGAGUAUCGAUACCAUCGCCGACUAUCAGCGCAACUACAUUGGGAGCAUGCCAAAUUACCCCGUGUACUACGGAAUCCGCGACGCUUUAUUGCUGGGGAACACAUCCCAACUAGCAUUGGCAGUCGAGAACUCGAGGAUAAGCCUGCCGGACGUCAAUGCCAUGACCAUUUUCUCUGAAAACCACGAUCAACCUCGUGUUGCAGGUCAAGUGAAAGAUAUCUCGAUCGCCAAAAAUGUCCUGGUCUUCACCAUGCUGUUUGACGGCAUUCCAUUGAUUUACCAAGGCCAAGAGCAGCACUUGGACGGCAACGGGACUCCCAAACAACGAGAAGCUAUUUGGUUGACCAAGUACAACACCGACGCGGUGCUUUACAAGUUGACCGCCACUCUCAACAAAAUUCGCAAGCACGCCUAUAUUCUCAGCAGAGACUACCUCGAACUGCCAACCCACACAAUCUACCAGGACAGCAGUGUUCUCGCCUUCACCAAAGGUGUGGAGGGUCGCCAAGUCGUCAUGGUUCUGUCAUCACAGCCCUCCACCAGCACAUAUUACACCAUCAGGUUACCGUACAGCUACAACGCCGGUGUGGAACUCCUGGAUGUGCUCAACUGCAAAAACUACACAGUUGACAACAACGGCUUGCUCGAGGUGGACAUGGACAAGGGAGAACCUCGGGUGUUCUUCCCCACGGAGUACAUGGAUGGCAGUGGCCUUUGCGGCUUCGCUGCUUCCAAUGCCUCUUUGGCCUCUAUCAAAACAGGCAAGGACAUAAAUUCCUACUCAUCGGUCGGCACCAAAAACCUGGGGAGUGCCGCUCUGAUCUCUUUCUUGGCUGCUGUAAUGAGCUAUGUGAUGAUCCUAUGA
Penicillium brevicompactum is the source of this 1656-nucleotide messenger RNA. RefSeq names its product alpha-amylase. Gene Ontology annotation, molecular function: alpha-amylase activity; calcium ion binding. The transcript has 2 exons. The coding region runs from base 1 to 1656 and encodes 551 amino acids. The record is from RefSeq and is a predicted model, not a curated record. Gene Ontology annotation, biological process: carbohydrate catabolic process. NCBI's taxonomy places the organism in Eukaryota, Fungi, Ascomycota, Eurotiomycetes, Eurotiales, Aspergillaceae.